Molecule: messenger RNA, 2055 nt
Organism: Dama dama (fallow deer)
Lineage: Eukaryota; Metazoa; Chordata; Mammalia; Artiodactyla; Cervidae
Gene: TCTN1
Product: tectonic family member 1
Exons: 13
Coding region: 40-1680 (546 amino acids)
Biological process (GO): cilium assembly; protein localization to ciliary transition zone
Cellular component (GO): MKS complex
Source: RefSeq, a predicted model, not a curated record
GGUCGCCCAGUCACACAAGCCUCGGCUUGAGGCUGAGCAAUGGGGCCGCGGGCCCUUCCGCGGCUCCUGCUCGUUCUUCUAGACUGCUGGGCCUCCGUAAGCGCCCAGGCCGGGACAACCCUGGUGGUAACGACGGAGGGCCUCAACUCCACCAAACCAGUCCCGACGACUCUCCGACCUGUUUUAUCUUCUAAGACCCCUGAGAUCCCCAGGGCUUCCAGGCCCUUCUCCGGCCCCAGACCCGCCCCGGUCACGGACGUUGCUGCUCUGUGUGUCUGUGACUUGUCUCCAGCGCAGUGUGAUGUCAACUGCUGUUGUGAUCCUGAUUGCAGCUCCGUGGAUUUCAGUGUCUUUUCUGCCUGCUCAAUUCCAGUUGUCACGGGUGAUAGUCACUUUUGUAGUCAAAAAGCAGCUGUCUAUUCAUUGAAUUUUACAGCAGACCCACCUCAGAGAGUAUUUAAACUUGUCGACCAGAUCAACCCAUCUAUUUUCUGUGUUCAUAUUACAAACUAUAAACCUGCAUUAUCCUUUAUUAAUCCAGAAGUGACUGAUGAAAGCAGUUUUGAUAAAUUGAUGAAAACACCUGAUGGUUUUUCGCUAAAUCCAGAAUCAGAUGUUUCAACCAGACUGGAUGCUCCCCAAACUGCAAAAUAUGAGUAUGGGGUUCAUCUGCAGACUUCAGAUUCAUUUUUGAGAUUUCCUUCUCCCCUUACAUCAUCUCUGUGCACUGAUAAUAACCCUGCAGCAUUUCUGGUUAACCAAGCUGUUAAGUGCACCAGGAGGAUAAAUUUGGAACGGUGUGAAGAAAUGGAAACCCUGAGCAUGGCUUAUUACAGCAGCCCUAAAAUUUUGAGGGUGCCUGGUUCAGGAAUAGAGGUCCCUGUCACGGUUCAGUCCAUCAUCAUCCGGUCUCUAAAUAAAACACUAACCCGACUGGAAGACACAACAGUACUGAGGGUAUCAAAGCCGGGUGUUGUUGAGGCGGGGCAUAUUGAAAUCUGCACUAACGUCGUUCUUGAGGUGACGUACAGCCUCACAUAUACAGAUGCAGGUGAGGUAAUAAAAGCCGAUCUCUUUCUUCUUCUGGGAGCAGUGAGCAGUACAAUGGUUCCACUCCAGCAAAAGUUUGAAAUUUAUUUUAUUCAGCAAAACGCAAAGCCAGUUCCUCUCAGUGGAAACCCUGGUUAUGUGGUGGGGCUCCCAUUAGUUGCCGGAUUCCAGCCUCAGAAGGGGUCUGGGAUCAUUCAGACCACGAAUAGAUAUGGACAACUUACUCUUCUUCGUAGCACAACUGAGCAAGACUGCUUAGCAGUAGAGGGUAUCCGGGCCCCAGUAUUAUUUGGUUACAACAUGCAGUCUGGCUGUAAACUCAGACUGACCAAAGCUCUCACGUGUCGGCUGGUAGCGCAGAAGAUGAAGAGCCUGCUAAAGGGUCAGGGCUUUCCAGAUUAUGUGGCCUCUUUUGGAAAUUCCCAGGCCCAGGAUGUGCUGGACUGGGUGCCCGUCUAUUUCAUCACCCAGACAUCCCAUGUGAAGACCAACUCAGGAAAUGAAAGGACGAUUCUUAUUUCCACUGCGGUUACUUUUGUGGAUGUGUCUGCACCUGCAGAGGCAGGCUUCAGAGCUCGGCCAACCAUCAACGCCAGGCUGCCCUUUAAUUUCUUCUUCCCAUUUGUUUGAUGUAAGUCGUUAAAUAAGGAAACUACACCAUAUCUGCAAAAUUCAGCACGUGUGGGGUCCAUGGUCCCUCGGAGACAUUCUACUUUAUUAUAACCCUUGAGAUUGCCCCUAGACCAGCACACUUCCUCUCCACUCACUUCCCUCCUCUUGUCUCCCUUCGGGAAUGUCAUUCUACUUGGUCUGACAUUAGAAGGGGGCAUCAUCUGGUCUUAGCCAGUUCCAGUACUCUCAACACAUAAGUCGUAUAUGGAAACCAAGUUGCACCUUUGAGAAGACAAGAGGACAGACCCUCAAGUAGUGCAGGCGUUGAGGGUUUAUCCAGUUUAUUCAUCCCCUGCUUUAAAUGUUGAGUUAUUUUUAAAAUAUUAUUUUUAG